Diutina rugosa is the source of this 1230-nucleotide messenger RNA. RefSeq lists its product as uncharacterized. Gene Ontology annotation, cellular component: dynactin complex. The transcript has a single exon. The record is from RefSeq and is a predicted model, not a curated record. Lineage: Eukaryota; Fungi; Ascomycota; Pichiomycetes; Serinales; Debaryomycetaceae. The coding region runs from base 1 to 1230 and encodes 409 amino acids.
AUGGACACUUGGGUCGCUGGGGCGCUGGACGCAAGUGGCGAUGUUCCCCGUAUCCAAGACGCCGCCAUCCUCGCCAAAGCUUACUUCUGCCCCCGAUGUCAACAGUUGCGCCUCCUACGUCGUUGCCAUGCGACGGUGAGAAGCAAGCACUGCCCCCAAUGUCUCACCAAAUACCUUCCUGACUCAGAGCACUACCGCUGCGUCAAAAACUGUUUCGAGUGUCCCCAGUGUGAUACCUCGCUUGGGAUAACCGUUGAUGAUGUCGACAAUGGCAAGCAAUUCCAAUUCCAGUGUCGAGGGUGUUCCUAUUCUUACCAAACCAAGGUGAUCCAUACCGCCAAAUCCCUCCACACAAUCGUCAAAGAUGAAGUUGGUGGUACGCAAACGCAAUGGUUUCGCCAAGUGGCUCGCCAACUAAACAGCAACGCUACUGACUCGUCGACGCUUGAUGAGGUAACAAAGGCCAAUUUAAAAUUACUGGGGAUCAAAGUUGACGACGAUAUUGAACCACCUUCGAUUACUGAUACCACACUACCCCCCAUUCCACAAGGGCGCAAGUUGUGUUCCAAGCUUUCCGUCAAAUGCGGUGAAUGCCGUACCGUGCUUCAAGAGCCGAUGUUAGAUGUGAAGCUGCCAACGAUAUCGAAGUUCCACGUAAAGUCCUUGGCGAUAGACGUUGUUCCUCAAAUCAAAGCUACCUUGCCGCUGCAACCAGUGUUGCAGGAUGGGAAGCCUGUACCGGUGGUAUUAUCGGUUAUAAGCCCACUUAAGGAACCACUUAUGGUAACGCUUGCUGCUCCAUCUAUAUUGCCUUCAGACUACACGUCGCUCCCAAACAAUGUGGUGGUUGGUAUUCGUCUCCCCACAGCCAAGUUUACGGUAGGCCCGUCCUCAAUAGAGGACGCUCAACGUGAGUUGGUUAAACGUGUGCCCGUGGUGAUGUUGACAAAUUUCUCGUCUGUGGCGGCGGCUGAGCUUGUACUUCGACGAGGGAAUGCUCCACAAUUUCCUACGUCAGUAUCUCAUUUCAAGGAGUCGGGGCAUUACUGGACCCUGGUGGGUUUAGAACUUUCAUUAGAGGAGAAUCAGAAUGAAGUUGAUGUUGAAGGUGAUAUUAAAAUACCUAUUUACAUGUCCAUCAGCAGUGCCGAGCAAGACUCGCAGAAACAGGAUCGUCUUCGAUUCGGUGUGUGGACAAUACUUGAUUUGGGUACCAUGGCGACCGUGUAA